UGCUGUCUUUAAUUUAAAUGAAAUAUAAGUAUGUGCAACUAAUUAAAGAACACACGGAGCAUUUAAAUGUCCCACUGAAUAUAUUUCUUGCCUAAACAUGCUAGAAAUAUAGCUACCGAAACAACAAAGCUAGACUUAUCCAAAACUGUAUUUAGCGUUAAAAUGAAAGUAAAACCAAGGUUUUUUUCCCAUCACCUUCUGACCUUGAAAUGACAGCUAUUACAAGAAAUAAAAGUAACAUUGAAAUCAUUGAAAAGAAAGGUGCAAGCUUAAGAUUCUUGGUUCUUUCCAAGCUUUGUCAACAGAUAACAGCUCAGUCAUCGGAAUAAGAUGUUAUCUAGAGCCAUAAGGAGUCAACUUGCGUUUUCUGACCAUUUCCUGUCGCACUGUUAUUACAAACAAUCUCGGAAAUUCUCAGGCAACAACCUUAAGAAUUUUAGGGUGACGGGAUGUGUUGCUGCUCCGUUUACUCCCUUUCGUGAGAAUGGAGAUAUCAACUUUGACAAAUUCGGAGAAAGCGCCGAUUACUUCAAUAACAACAAUAUUCCGUACGCGUUCGUAAAUGGGACUGUAGGAGAGGGAAUGUCAAUGACUGUGGACGAGAGGAAAGAGUCGGCAGAGGCAUGGGUAAAGGUAGCAAAAGGAAAAGUGAAGAUUAUUCUCCAUGUUGGAGCAAAUAAUAUUCGAGAUUCACAAGAAUUAGCUAGACAUGGGAGUUCCAUUGGUGUAGACGCUAUAGCAUCUCUCUGUCCCUCUUUCUUCAAGCCUGCCAAUGAGGAAAUAGUGACUGAAUGUAUAUCGGAGAUCGCCGGUGCAGCUCCAGAUUUACCCUUCUUCUAUUAUUCCAUUGAUUAUCUGACAGGAAUUAAUGUGGAUCCGUCUAAAAUUCUACAGAGAGCAAGAGACAGGGUUCCAAACUUGGUUGGAGUUAAGCAUACUUCAAAGGAAGUGAGGAAAGUUUAUAACAGUUCUUUGGUGGAUCCAAGUCGUUUCCAAGUUUUAAUGGGAACAGAGGCGGAAUUCUUACCUUAUUUUUCCCUCGGCUUUGAUUUCCCGGUGACUCUGCCAUACAUGGGAACAUUAUUCUACAACCUGAAGACGGCCCAUGAUUCUGGGGACAAACACACAGCACUGAAGAUUCAAGCUCGGAUGUUUGAACUUGAUACAAUACGUGGAAAAUAUGGAGCUGGGAUAGAAGUAGCAAAGGCUAUGUUUGGUAUCAUUAGUGAGAUUGAUGUCGGACCAGUGAGAUUGCCGAUCACAAAGCUAACAACUGAUACAUAUCAAUUACUGAAGAGUGAUCUGGUGGCUUUUGGGCCUGUGAAUUGAAUGUAGAUACAUUAAAGAGACAGUACAACUGAAAAGCAAGUGCAUUUUACACCAGAUUUACCCAUUUAUUGCUAAGAAAUAAGAAAUAACGUUGAUCGUGACAAUUUAAGUACAUAAAAACCCCUUUCCUAUACCUUAUUGCAAACUGAAUUAAUCUUUUAUCGUUUAUCUGUACCACGUAUAUUUUGAUUGAUAGUACUAGUGCUGAAAACUAUAAAAGACUACGGUCUUCAUGGAAUACAAGGUAAACGAACUCUUUCUCGUUAAAUUAUAAAUGGUUUACUAAUUUCAGAUCAUUUAAACAUGAACAGACAUAAAUAUCACAUAUAACCCCUCAAGGGGCCUCACUGACAAAAUGAAUUUAUUUGUAACUUUUUGUGAUAAAAAUUUUAAAAAAAGAAGACUCAAAAUAGAUAUUUACAAAAUAAUAAUUCUGGUGAUUUUUUAAAAAAUUGAACAAUUAUUACAUGGGAGAAGUAGAAAAGACUUGUAAAGCUAAAUAAUUUUUUGAGAAUAGUUUAACUCGUGGCUUCUCUACAGUUUUCAGACACGGCAUCAGAUUGCGAGUGCUCAUGUUUGGGCAUAAUUACACAUGUAUAUUCAAUUCACUUAAAAGGAAUAUGCAAUGAGAAACAAAAGAAAAUGUACUGAAAUCCAGGUACAUAUAUUUCAAUAACCCUCGAUCAUUGUAGAACGUUUUCCCCUGUCGUACUGUUAUGACACCGCACAUGCGCAACACACUGUAGUAGAUCGUGCAGUGACAGCAUGGAUUUGUAGCAUGGUUUUGUAGAAAUUGAUAAAAAGACAACAACGUGUUCCUUUCUUGGAUUUAUUAUCACUUAUUUACUGUCUUGGAUGUACAGGUACUGUGGCAGGGGUAUACAAUAUGAUGAAAACGUACGUUAUGCGCACUUAAUGAACGACACACGUGGUCGAUGUGCGCGCGAAGUAAUUCAGCACUAUCUGUGUAAGUUAAUUAUGAUACCUUGGUAAUUCUAUCGAAUAUUUUGCCAUCUUUUAUUUUGUAUUGAUUAUCGUUUUCUUUUCAAACAUACUACUGCAGACUAUACUCCAUGAAUUAAGAAGUCAACGCCACCCAAAUUCCUCGUAAGCAACCACCUUUUACUUUCUCAACCGAAAUAUAUACCCCAGUAUUGAGAAGCAAUCAAAAACAAUAUAGCGACCGAAAACUUUUAUAAAUUAAUGUCAGCUUUAACACUGCACAAUUUAAUCCUGCCACUGAAAGAAAUUUUACAGUUAUGUAACCAUGGUAAACAUCGAUACACACGCGCACUUACUAUAAUCUGUCCCGGGUUAUGUUUCCACCACUUUAUACGAUUAAAAAAAAUACACAUAGCUGUCAAAAAGUACAAUUAAACUCGAUGAUAGAGAAAAAAUCGAAGAUUUCUUCACUGAAACUUAUCCAUUUUCACCAAUGGAAAUCCACACGACCGAAAACAAUUUUUUUACGAAGAUUUAUGGCCGAAAGUCUAAGGUCAGGCAUAUUUAAAGUUUGAAAGUUGCGUUUAAUAUCCGAAACAAUGCACACAAUGGGAGCUAACAAUACCAAUAUUUUAAAAAAAAACGACAUUUGAAUUGGAAAAUUAAUGAAAAUGUGAUAUGGGAUGUAAUAAACAACAGCGAGCAAAAGUUUCAAGUAAGAGGAGGUUCACCACUUAUUUUAACCCCUCUUUCUGCAGUACUUCUUCAUUCCAUCACUGAGUUUAAACAUUGAUAUUUUACUUUAAAAUGAUCAUUAUUUAAACAUUUAUUCAGCUAAUCACCUAAGCUCUACCGUUUCUGUCGGGCUGAAUCUUAUAUUAACAUGUCUCUGAUGUCAACAUCUGGUAUAUUGGUACUAUCAUUUCUAUACCUGCAACACAAAUUUUGGUGAGCGCUCGCGAGCACUCGCUCUGCCUCUGGUUUAGAAAUUGUUUUUACUUGUUUGAACGGUGGAAUCGGGACCGGUCUGACAAUUUGUUACAUGUACUUAUUGCAUAGGCAUCGGGACCGUGGGAGGGCUUAGCGCCCCCCCUCCCCCCUCCGGAUUGUUUGCAAAGUUAGACAAACCAUAAUCAUAAGCCUUUUUUUGGCUUGUCAAGAUUUUUUCUUGUUUAUUUAACAUCUGCUGGAUUAAAAAAAAAUUAAGAUAUACAUGCAAUACAAUAUUCAUGCACUUCCUAAUUGGUAAAGGCCUAAUACCUAUAUAGUAAGUUGCCAGAACUUGUGUCAGAACCAUUUGUAUAUGUAUCUUAUAUAAUAUGUAUGCAAUAAAAUAUGUUCAAAUAAAAUCCUAAUUGUUAAUAAAAAGGACAAACAGAUAAAAAAUGACGUAACCGUCUAUUAAAAGUUUCUAAGUAGUUCACUGGUCACUAUAAGUGUCCAAAAAUUACAAAUUGAGAUUGGCAGAUAUUGUAACCCUAUUACUCCAAGAGAUGAAAGAUAUGAUAUUAACUACCAAUCUGUUGUUGAAAAUCAACAUUAUUUUUUAUUUGUUUGUCCUCUUUAUAAACAAAUACGAAGUGAAUAUUGUUCACUUUUUAAUAAGCAUGUAUACCUUUAAACAAAAUUAACCCACCAGAUGUUAAAUCAAUACAAAAAGUUGUAACUUUAUACCUGAUGCAUUAAACGUAAGAAAAUCUGUGUACAUGUACUAACUUUAUUUGUAUACUGUGUGUAUUACUUGCGCCACAUGCGGUUUUUGUAAAUAAAUUGAAUUGAAUUGAAUAUUAAAUAAUAUGGUUUAUGCCAUCAUUGUAUCGCAUAAUCAAUUUUUAAAUUUACAUUUAUAUUAUUUUUUUUGUUUUAAUGGUUAAUUUUAGACCAAGUUUCCAUCUAAACUACUUAUAAAUUGCCUUUGCUUGUACAUUGUCAUUAGCCAAUGAAAUUUAAGUAUCCUGGUAACAUGGAGGUCACUUUUGUUUAGGAAG
Messenger RNA from Magallana angulata, 4259 nucleotides. Its product is annotated as N-acetylneuraminate lyase-like. Bases 331 to 1329 code for a protein of 332 amino acids. Gene Ontology annotation, molecular function: N-acetylneuraminate lyase activity; 4-hydroxy-tetrahydrodipicolinate synthase activity. NCBI's taxonomy places the organism in Eukaryota, Metazoa, Mollusca, Bivalvia, Ostreida, Ostreidae. The record is from RefSeq and is a predicted model, not a curated record. Gene Ontology annotation, biological process: N-acetylneuraminate catabolic process. The transcript has 12 exons.